AGCCUAAAGAGGGAGGAAAGACCUCGGUCCUCUGAGACUCGGAGAUCUCGUAGUCGGUGGCCUUCUCUCUACUUUGGUGUGGAUGUUGGGACUCACUCCCGCCAUUUUAUUUGUCCAAUCAAGACUGUUUCAGACAUUUGCAGGUGACAUUUUUGGUUGAUUAUUUGGUCAAAUUUGGAGAGAACCAAAUAUCAUUCAUUCGUCGUUGACUUGUGUGUAUAUAACUGAGAUUCUUAUAGUGGAAAAGACAACCAGCCAACUAACCAGUCAGCCAUCAAGUCAGCCAUCGAGUCAGCCAGCCACUUGACUCAAUCCGAACUACUCGUGAUCCAGGAGGCCACACGAGGGCCAAAAACGAUCGCUGCGGAUAAUACAGUCAGCUAGUCAGUCCUGACAAACAGCCAACCAACCAACCAUUGCUGAUUUCCGAGGCGGACCAGGUGAGGACGAGCCACUCGAGGAGCGAAGGCUUCCCCGCGUCCUCCCAUCAGCGCCGAGUAACAAUCGUCGCUGGGUGGGACGGACCAUGGAAUGAAGGAGAUCGAUCUGUGCCAUUUCCAAUAUUCCACUUCACCCUCACUUUCAAAGGCCUACGCCAGGCUUGUGCUUUGAGCCAACUGGCUGAAGACUGCCCUUGAGUGAACUCCACCCCUUUGGUCUUGAUCAUCCCCGAUCCUCGUCCUGAUUACCAUCCAUGGAAUUGCUUGGAACCCAUUGGUUGAUGGGAACACACAUUGAGAUCAUAGGCCCUCAUCAUUAGAUUAAAGGAAUGACUUCAUGACCGCACACAUCCAUCGGAGACAUAGGCCACGAAUCCUGUUGUGAAAAAAACCAUUAAUCAAUGGUAUUGUUCGCUCCGGAUACAAGAGAAAUCAAAUGAAUCCGGAUGGUGGCUGCUGAUCCCACCAUUGUCAUUGUUCCUUAACCUAACAUUACAACGACGGCAAAGAAUUCCACUAGCAUAUACUGCUCUUCCUCUUCUUUUCGUCUUCAACCACUACCAUUAACAGUACCUACUACGGCUACUACUGAUGCUCGCGUAUUUCCGCUCUUGACCGAAUGUGAGAUGGAGAAGAUCCCUUUGGCUGAUUGGACCGGUGUUUGAAGAGCUCUCCAUUACAAUUAGAGCCAUGGAUAUGGCUUUUGCGGAUGUGAUGGAAGUCUUUGUGACUCCCAUCACAGUUCUGAUCGGCCUCCUAGGGAAUGCCCUAUCCAUAUGUGUGCUGAGGAAGAAAGAGAUUCAGUUGCGGGGAAGCUUCGCUCGAAUUCUAAUCGCAUUGGCCGUAUUUGAUAUUACGUUCAUUGCCGCUUCGGGUGGAAUGUUCUCACUGAGGGCAUUAAGUGAUUACUACCGGAUGCACAUCUACCCCUACACGGUUCCCAUCCUGUUGCCAUUGGCUCAGAUUUCCAUGACGGCAUCCGUGUACACCACCGUGGUCACGUGCUUUGACAGAUACAUUGCCAUCUGCCGGCCGGCCUUAUUGGGUUGCUGUGGACGGAGCGAGGAAAAGACCUCGUGGAGUCUCAUCAUUGGGACGGCCAUCUUCUCAGUGUUCUACAAUAUCUCACGUUUCUUCGAGUACAGAGUCAUGUGGGUCACGACCACCUAUACAAACUUUGACAACUUCACCAAUGAGUCCUUAUUGGCCAAUGUCACUGAAUUGGCGGUCGUGCCCACCGAGUUGCGGGAAAAUGUGAAUUACAUUCAGUAUUACAUUCUGUUGACCAACUUCAUCUUUAUGGGGAUUUGUCCGAUCAUCGUGAUGAUCACGUUCAAUGUGCUGGUUGUCAGAGCCGUUGAGGCGGCAAAUCAGCGGCGGGCUCGGAUGACCAAGCGACAGCAAAGAAACAUCACCGUCACCUCCAUGCUCGUGUCCGUUGUUCUAGUUUUCCUCAUCUGUCACAGUGUCAAGCUUAUUAUCAAUUGCUACGAAGUCUACCAACUGAUCUCCAUGAGCGGCUCAUCCCCAUCCUCUUCUCCGUCCGGGAACGAACUCUCGAAAGAGAACCAGGCUCACUCGAGGGGAGGAGCAGGAGCAGGAGCAGGAGGGACAACUGGCACAGGAGGAGGGGGGGAAGUGUCCUACUUUGAGCCUCUCAAUAAGAUGGAAAACGACACCCUGUACAUGGAUGACGAGAUCGAUGACGGAAGUCAAACCUGGCCAUUGUGGGCGGAUUACAUGACGAUAAUCAGUCAUUGGUUGCUCAUCUUGAAUUCCUCAUGCAACAUCGCCAUCUACCUUCACAAGGAUCCAAAGUUCAAAGCCGUGUUGAAAGACAUGAUGCUCAACUUGUUCAAAAUCCCGCACAUCUCGUUGGCGGCCUGUGAAGAGGAGGAAUCCCGCACGGGAGCCGUUAGACUUCAAGUAUUUCGCCAGGGGGAGCAGAACCAAGCCAUGGUCGAGCUUGAGGGAUUCGAGGACGAUGAUGACGAGGACGACGAUGAUGAUGAUGAUGAUGAUGAUGAUGAUGAUGGGGGCGAGGAGGAGUCCUUUCCGACGAAAGCCGAUUCUUUCGACAAUGGAAACCACAGCCCGGGCUAUGGUCAAGUUCGCACCGCCUCCACCGGAACAAUGACAAAGAACCAAUGUCAGAUCUUGAUUACCACGCACACUUGAACCAUCCCCCCAUCCCCCAUAUUCGUUCUCGCUCAAGGUCCAAACCUAUGAUCUUUCGUCUCCAAGCAAGACAACAUAACCAUGAAAUGAGUACCUCAAUGAGUUGGUCGUUCAUUUUUGUUGGCCAAUAAUGGAAUAUCCUCGUAGUGAUCAUUCUUUGUGACCGUUCUCGGUCCCACGUUUCAUUCGCUUUGGACUUCGUUCUCUCAUUUCAUGUGUUUCCUCUGAUGUACGAGUACAGUAGAUCCUAGACGAUUAGGCCAACCCGACAACUUUCAUCCUGUUGCUCUUCUGGAAUUCUGGAAGCAAGUCAACACGAAAUGUUUGAAAAUGUCACUAAAUGAGAGAUUUGUGCCAUUUGUACGUGCUGUUAAGACAAGAGUAUUUCUAUUCAUAUUUUCUUUGUUGAGAAUGCUUCCCACCAAAGUAUCGGUCUAAAAAAUAAUAUAUCCGUUGCCCUGCGCGAGGAUUCCGUUUUACAGGUAAUCCAAAAUAUAUCACAAUUCCAAGGCAGCGUUUGUUUUUCCUUGGAUGGUUGUACCGAGCAGUAAUAUACUAUAUUCUAACCAA
This is a messenger RNA of Tigriopus californicus, 3188 nucleotides long. RefSeq lists its product as uncharacterized. Gene Ontology annotation, cellular component: membrane. Bases 1131 to 2618 code for a protein of 495 amino acids. The transcript is spliced from 3 exons. Lineage: Eukaryota; Metazoa; Arthropoda; Copepoda; Harpacticoida; Harpacticidae. Gene Ontology annotation, molecular function: G protein-coupled receptor activity. The record is from RefSeq and is a predicted model, not a curated record. Gene Ontology annotation, biological process: G protein-coupled receptor signaling pathway.